Messenger RNA from Rattus norvegicus (Norway rat), 1683 nucleotides. It is a transcript of the gene Erg28, whose product is annotated as ergosterol biosynthesis 28 homolog. Gene Ontology annotation, cellular component: endoplasmic reticulum membrane; transport vesicle; membrane. The record is from RefSeq and is marked provisional. Gene Ontology annotation, molecular function: identical protein binding. NCBI's taxonomy places the organism in Eukaryota, Metazoa, Chordata, Mammalia, Rodentia, Muridae. Bases 586 to 1008 code for a protein of 140 amino acids. The transcript has 6 exons.
CUCAGCUGCGGGCGCAGACGGAUGGCGUCACCACGGCGCGCUCAGUCACCAGAGCCAACCCAGGCUGUCACCGGAAGAUCUCUUGGCUCCUUUUCUCUCUGUGUUUUCCCCACCCCUAAAAGACUGACUCCAAACUCAGAGUUCCGCCACGCUCGACAGAAGGGUUUACCGCGUGAGCGGCGCAACAGGGAAAGGCUCAGGCGGCGGCAACUGCUGAUUGGCAGCAAAGGGGUUCACUCCCUAUCGCCUGCUCGAACUGAACCAGCCUAGCCAAUCAGAACGAGAACUGACAAAAACGACCCAAUCCUGGAGCUGGGCUGAGGGAGGGGGCGGGAACAAGUGGCCCAGGUGGACUUGGGACCUCCUGGGAAGCUGAUUUGCGGAUGCUUCUGACUCUGCUGCAGUAGUACUGGGUCGUCAGCUUCCUCAAAAAAUCAGAACUUCGCUGCCCGUGGCGGCACCCACCUUUAAUCCCAGCACUCAGGAGGAAGAGGCAGAUGGAUCUCUGUGAGUUCGAGGCCAGCCUGGUCUAGGUAGAGUUCCAGACUGGCCACAUAGCAGAGCGCCCUCUCUUUGAGGGGAGUCAUGAGCCGCUUCCUGAAUGUGCUACGAAGCUGGCUGGUUAUGGUGUCCAUCAUAGCCAUGGGGAACACGCUCCAGAGCUUCCGAGACCACACUUUUCUCUAUGAAAAGCUCUACACUGGCAAACCAAACCUUGUGAAUGGCCUCCAAGCCCGGACCUUUGGGAUCUGGACGCUGCUCUCUUCAGUGAUUCGCUGCCUCUGUGCCAUUGACAUCCACAACAAAACACUCUAUCACAUCACACUGUGGACAUUCCUCCUUGCCCUGGGACACUUCCUCUCGGAGUUGUUUGUAUUUGGAACAGCGGCUCCCACAGUUGGUGUGCUGGCACCCUUGAUGGUAGCAAGUUUCUCAAUCCUGGGUAUGCUAGUUGGGCUCCGGUACCUAGAAGCAGAACCAGUAUCCAGACAGAAGAAAAGAAAUUGAGGCCAACCUUGCCAGCUCUGAAACAUCAUGGUCUUCCACCUUUGCUCUCUUUAUUCACCCUCUGUCCUUAAAUCAUUUCCUUUUGGCUGCAUCCUUAGCUCCUUCUCUAGGUUCAGCAUCUUAAGCAUUUGAGAGGGUUUUUGUUUUUUGAUUUUGGGGUUUUUUUAUGUUUUUAAAUUUUUUAAGGUAUUAAUAAGAAAUUACAUAACAUGUAUGUAUAAUUUAGAGUCAUUUCAAAAAUACUCUGUUAGACCUUCAAAGUCAAGGAAUUUUGAGAAGCUCCCUAAUGUGUCCUCCCCCUAGCUAUAACCCCUCCAGGCUCCAUUUUCUGUUCUUUUUGCUUUUUGUUGUUUGUUUCUCUGCAUUCCUUGAUUUGACUUGUGUGGUGGGAGCAGAACCGUGAAACUGCAGCUGCUGCCUGCCCAGAGCAGCUGCAAGCAAGGGCUGCUUCAUGGGGCUAAGCACAUAUCUGGGCUCCUUUCUACGCUGGACCCAAGACUCGGAACCAGCCAAGGCACAGGCAGUUCUUCUGAGAAGGGCUGCCCUCGAGCAGGACCAGGCUCCUCUUAUCUACAAGUGGAUGAAGGUUGGAAGAGUCUGGGCUGUUUUUAGACAUUUUGGUCAGUUGUUUUUGUGUAAUGCAUUUUGUAAUAAAUAGGGAAACCUUCUAUUCUG